Parathielavia appendiculata is the source of this 2479-nucleotide messenger RNA. RefSeq lists its product as uncharacterized. The transcript has 7 exons. Lineage: Eukaryota; Fungi; Ascomycota; Sordariomycetes; Sordariales; Chaetomiaceae. The coding region runs from base 99 to 2414 and encodes 771 amino acids. Gene Ontology annotation, cellular component: NatC complex. The record is from RefSeq and is a predicted model, not a curated record. Gene Ontology annotation, biological process: N-terminal peptidyl-methionine acetylation.
CAAACGCUCCGUGGGCGCCCGACUCUAGGCCGCACCACAUAUCAGCGACAGUAAUAAAUAAUACAAAAAUCGAAGCGAAUAUAUAUUUUCAAUUAGUGAUGAACGCGGUUCAUGACGACACAACCGCGGUGUCGGACGGACCAGAGCUUGGGGGUUUCAGCAUCAACAGUUACGACCCACGAGCGUACCUUGACGCCUUCGAAGAGCCUCCGCCGCCCAUGAUAUCCAGCGAGGGGAUUGUUGCUCACAAUAUUACCGAGGAAUUCCGGUCUGCCGCUGCCACCUUGGAGCCCGGCGAACUCGUCAAAGAUGGCUAUUUCACUCUGUUCGAGUCCGUUGGCGCGCUGGAGAUCGGGGAUCCAAAGAUGGACAGCGGCUGCUUGGCCCCCGGCGAGUCCCUUGACGAUGACUACGAUGUGACACGGCCACUUCUUCCAGGCGAGGUCAUCGGCAUCAUAGACCAGCUGCUCUCUCUCGAGAUCGCAUGGCACCUCGGAUACCCGCUUUCCCAGACGUUAUUCACCAGUGUCUACAUCGAGCACAUGCUGCAGCCAACCCCAAUGACCGUCCAGGAUGCCGACUUCAUCAGGAACCGCCCGCCACAGUCUCAGCGGGAUCCCAUGCAUGGUGUCCUCAGAGCCUACUGUCUUGGCUUGCUGAAGUCAAGUUGCUAUGUCAAUGAGCGGAUCAAGCAGGAGCACUCCUACGAGGAAGAAGACUUUGUUACCAACACCUACAACCGGUCACUCCUGGAGAAGAUUGGCCGGUAUGAAAUACGCGACGAGAUCAUGGAGGCUCGAAAUAUUAUUCACGAGAUACGGCACACAAUAACCGACGAGAUGGCGCAUGCACUGGGCUUCCGCCUCGAGCUGAGGACCGCCUUCCUGCGUGCUAUCGAGCUAUCCGAACUGCGGAGCGAUGCAGAGUCGCUGAGUCUUCCCUGGUCCCAGAUGCAGGGCGUUUGGGAGGCCAUAAACAAGACUCGCCACCUAGGGAAACCGGUCCCCGAGGCGUUCAGCACAAAGAUACAGCGCAGGCUCGCUAGCACCAUGCCGCCGCGCCCCAUUGUACAAUUAGGCCCCGAGGAAACGCACGAGCACUUCAAGAAGCUCAUUGCGGAUGGCAUCGAUGUGCUCAAUGUUCUGAACUAUUCCGACUCUCAAAGUCUGUUGAACUUCGUCUUGACCUUCCAGGCUCAAAAGCCGCAGCCGCUGGUAUUCAUCCGGGCCCUUCUGCAGAACUUUCUCUUCCAUGACAUGGUGAUUCUCGGCCGCCUCAGCAUCCGCCAGAUCCUCGAUGACGACCUGUCCAUCGUUGUCCUACCGAGCAGUCUCCUGCUAGAUCCGGCCAACGACAACGUCGAAGCGCCUCAUCACCCCCGCUACGCGAUAGCCCACCAAAUGGAACUGUUCCGCCAGCGAGCGGCCCAGUCAUACCUCGACAUCUUCCGCGCCUUCUGCCAGAACCGUUGCCGCGUGCGCCGGACGCUGUUCCACUCGCUGCAGGACUGGGAGACGGUCCAAAUCGACGCCGAAGAGAUCGACCAGCUCCUCCAGCUCCAGACCGAGGAGAAGCCACUGGUCUACCCCCCUUCCUCGGGCGUCGUACCCAGCCACUCUCUCCCGCUCUCCUCGUGGGCGUACCACUACAAGCUCCGCCUGAUGGAGUGGACCGUCCAGCUCGGGUUCGAGCUCGAAAUCUACCAGCCCGACGAGCUGGCGGGCAUGUACUGGUACCUCAGCUACCUGAGCAGGACCCGCGCGCAGCACCUCGAGCGCAUCAAGUUCUUUUCCGCCCAUCGCCUCGAAACCACCACCGCCACCUCGCAACAAACCCGCUCCAAAGCCUACCUCCACCUCGCCACCCUCGAAGCAACCACAACCCACCACCUCGCCACGGCCCUCUCGGCCCUCUACACCGUCCUCGCCCGCUUGGACCUCAUCCCCCGGCCUCCCCGCCCCUACGGCACCGACGCGCUGCGCUACCAGGUGCGCAUGAAGCCGUUCGCGUCCAUCGGCCUGCCCGAACUGCCUUCAUUUGAGUCCUUCACGACCGCUGUACUGAAACCGAAUGUGUCUACUCCGGCGCUGCUUGAGAGUGCGGCCAAGGCGGCUGCUGCUGCGAGGGUUGGGUUGGAGGUGUUGAGUAAGAUGGGCGAGGGGGAGGCGUUUGCAACUGGGGGCAGGGGUGGUGGUGGUACUGGGUUUGAGAGGUGGGUUGGUGGGGCUAGGGCGUGGAUGAGGGCUUGUAUUGCGGUGGGUGUGGCGGUUGAGUCGGUCAAGAGGGCUCUCGUCGCAAAUGCGGAUGAGAAGGCGGGGAUGGGGGGUUUGACGAUGAGUGUCGAGGUGCCGAGGCCGGAGAAUGGGUAUCAUGAGUGGUGGAUUGUGCCGAGGGUUUCGAAGGGAAGAUUUUAGGAAGGGGGAAGCGUGUAAAGUCUUUUAGUAGAAAUCUUGUCGACCAGAAGGUCAAAAAGCUCCCC